AUGUCCAACGACCAGUCCAUGCACGAGUCUGAUGCCUCCGACGACGAGGGUCCACAUCCCACAGAAGCCGCGUCCAGCAGGAAGCGCAGCAGCAGAGCCUGCGAUCAAUGUCGCAAGACGAAGAGCAAGUGCGAGAGGUACGAGGGCGACAGCGAGCAGUGCAAGAGCUGCACCCUCGCCGGCGUCGCCUGCACCUUUCUCGGCCCCAGCUACAAGCGCGGUCCUCCCAAAGGAUACAUCCACGCCAUCGAGCAGCGAUGGCAUCAGGUCGAGUCCAUCCUCGGCGCCAUCCUCGCGUCCCCAGACCCCCAGGUCCGCCAUCUCAUCAAAAACCUCAAACGAGACGACCUCGCUCGCGACAUCCUCAACCGCGUCGACUCGGGUCCCUUUGGCCCUACCGGCCGCCUCAACCAUUCCGUCGCCGUCACCAAAGAAGACUUCUUCGCCUCCAUCCUCAACAGCGCAGACCCACAAGCCGCACGCGACCCCUCUCGGCCCCGCCGCCAAUCCCGCGUCUCCCGCGAGAUCGUCUCCUCCACCCUUCGUUCCCCUCUCCCAGACAACUCGGCCCUCGUCAGCCCCACCCUCGAGUGGCAGGACCGCCUGUCCUCCCGCUUCGCCCUCAUCGGGCCCUCCGCGAACAACAACGGCCACCGUCCGCCCCGCGCGUCCUCCGAGCGCGAACGCACGGGCGGUCCCUCGCUACCACAGCGCCGGCGGCUCGACGGCGAUGCCUCCCUCCAGCCUGACUGGGACCGCAUGUAUAGAAUGGACAGGCUCUCAGGUGACCCGGUCUUCCAGUUCGAUCCCGCCACUGACACUCACCCCCCGCCCCCGCUCACCGCCCUCCCCCGACACCUGCGCGCCCCAGAUUCCUCGGAAGAGGACAAAGAGAGCGAGGACAGCUCGUGCAUGUUCGGUCAGCUCUCUCUCGACGAGAACAAAGAGGUCCGAUAUCACGGAAAGGCCAGUGGCUUGUCUCUGCUCUACCAAAAUGACCGCACGGACGACCGCAAGGCCGGAGGCGUCUGGAACAUGCCCAUGGCGCGUGUGUGGCCGCCUGCGGCAAAUCAAUUCAUCCCAGAGGAGAACGUGGAUGUCCCGAUGCCGUCGCUCGACGUCCAGCGACACCUGCUCGAGCUCUACUUUGUAUACGUGCACCCCGUCUUUCCCGUCGUGCACAAGACGAUGUUCUGGAGUGAGUUCAACGCCGCACGCUCACCGCUCACCGUGCGCGCGUAUCUCCUUGACAGAAACUCGUAUCAGGAAAACGGAACUCCGGCGAACGGCACCCGUCGACCGGAGCGCAUGCACCUCUCGAACCUGCUCCUGCUCUCCAUGUUCGCCACCGCCGCGCGCUACUCGGAGGACGCCCAGUCGUCGCCCGAGGGCACGAUCUGGGAGGCGGGCCUCACCUACAUGGUGCAGGCGCGCGAGCUGCUCAAUCGCGUGUACCAUUACUCGCGGCCGUCGACGUGCCAAGCGCUGCUACUCCUCGGACUCCGGGAGACCGCCCUCGGUUCGACGGAACACGGCUGGCUGUACGUCGGGAUGGCCAUCCGAAUGGCGUACGAUCUAGGACUGCACCGGGACGCGGACAAGUGGCAGAUCAACGACCGCAGCCUGUUCUCGCCGACAGAGCUGCAGGCCCGGAAGCAAAUCUGGUGGGCGUGCACGCGAGCCGACAAGUACACCUCGGUCUGGAUGGGCCGCCCGCCUGUCAUCUCGGAAUCGAAUUGCGACACGCCGCUCCCGGAGGUGCGGCACGUUUUUCCUAUUUGGGCGGCUCGUGAGCGCGUUGCUACAACUGAGAGUGCUGCAGAUCGACGCGGACGAGCAGUGGCUCCCCCAUCCGGUCGACAGGGCCGCGGCCGACUACCCUCCCGUUCCGGGACGCGUGAUGGCCUGCUUCCGCGCCUCGUCGACGCUGAGUACGUCCCCCUCGCGCCCUUCCCUCCAUCCGCUCUCCGUCGCUCACCUCGCCCUCCUCGCUGCACCCCGCCACCGCCAGGCGUCAUCACCGGCCGGAUCCUCGAGCAGGUGUACACGAUCCGCCCGACGACGCCGUCGGCGAAGCGCGCGGCGCUCGCCGACCUCGAGGCGCGCCUCGACAAGUGGUACGCGGAACUGCCCGAGUGCCUGGCGUACGACACCGUGAGCAAGCGCCACGUCCCGCCGCCGCACAUCCUGCAGCUGCACAUGACGUACUGGAACAUCGUCAUGCUCCUCCACCGCGCAUUCAUUCCCAAAUGGAAACCCGAACGGGAUCCGAAAACGGCGACGAACAAGUCCACGCGCGAGUCCGACGCCGGCGCCCUCAAGUCCUUCGACAUCUGCCAGAGCGCGGCGGGGCGCAUCACGGCGAUAGUCGUCGCCUACCAAAAACGCUUCGGCCUGCAGCGCGCCGUCUUCAUGCUCACGCAGCAUCUCUUCGCGGCAGGCCUCAUGCAUGUCGUCACUUUGACCUUCCGACCGUCCAACGUGCAGGCCUCGGUAUCCCUGUCACAAACCCUGGCCAGCCUGAAAGAGAUGGAGGUGAUAUGGCCCAGCGCGCACCGCGCCUGGGGCCUCCUGCAGGGCGCCAAAAUCCAGGUGGACAACGGGCUGCUCACGCUCUACGGGAUCGGCGGCAGCGGCGUGGGCGGCGGCGUGGGCGGCGCGGGCGGCCCCGGCGAGCGCGCGAAGCGCGGCGCGGACGACGCGUUCGGCAAGGAGAAGAGCUCGAACAUCCUCCAGCGCGAGGCGUUCGAGGAGCUCGAGCGCAGCGCGUCGGCGGCGCCCGCGGGCCCCGGCGCGCAGGUCGCGGGGAACCGCAUCCUCGCGCACAUGCUCGGCAUCGAUAUUCCGGGCAUCGAGCCCUCGACGUCGUACCUCCCCGGGUACGAGUGGUGGCCGCGCACGGGCCAGCCGCAGCCGCAGCACCCGCAACAACAACAGCAGCAGCAGCAGCACCAGCAGCAGCACCAGCAGCACCAACACCAACCGCACCCGCACCCGCACCCGCACCACCAACAUCACCAACACUCACACCAACAACACCAGCACCAACACCAACACCAGCACCAGCACCAGCAGCCGAGCCCCGCGCAGAGCUCGCAGCACACGCUCUCGACGCCCUCCCCGCACUCGUCGCACAGCAGCCCGCCCGCGGCGCUCCCGAUCCCGUUCACGUUCGACCAGACGCAGCAGGGCCUCUGGAUGAGCGGCGGCGGCGGCGGCGGCGGCGGUAGCGGCGGGAUGAUGAACACCUCCCAGCAGCCCUACCUCACCUACCCCCCGCCACCCCCGCCCCCAGCGCCGCCCUCGUCCCGCCCGUCAUAG
Heterobasidion irregulare TC 32-1 is the source of this 3321-nucleotide messenger RNA. RefSeq lists its product as uncharacterized. The record is from RefSeq and is a predicted model, not a curated record. Gene Ontology annotation, biological process: regulation of DNA-templated transcription; DNA-templated transcription. The transcript has 21 exons. Bases 1 to 3321 code for a protein of 1106 amino acids. Lineage: Eukaryota; Fungi; Basidiomycota; Agaricomycetes; Russulales; Bondarzewiaceae. Gene Ontology annotation, molecular function: DNA binding; DNA-binding transcription factor activity, RNA polymerase II-specific; zinc ion binding.